AAUUGUAAUAAAUUAUUUCAUAUAUUUUUAUAAAAAAAAAUGUCAUUAUAUGAAGGAAAAAGUGUAAUUCAAGAAAGACCUGCCCUAAUUUUUGAUAUUGGAUAUGCAUACACCAAAUUUGGAUUCGCAGCUGAAUUUUGUCCAAGAUGUAUAAUACCUUCAAAGAUUACUUGUGAAAAAACAAAGAAAGUGAAAUUUAUUCAUGAAUAUAGUGACAGCAAAGAAUUAUAUGACAAUUUAGUUGAGUUCAUACAACAAAUUUGCAUUAGAUAUGGCCUAGUUAGUCCCAAGGAUAGAAAAGCAGUUAUUGUUGAAUCGUUACUGUGUCCAACAGUGUUUCGAGAAACUUUAGCUAAAGUCUUAUUUGCACAUUUUGAGGUGAAUGGAAUAUUAUUUCUUCCUUCCCACACAAUUGCAUUAUCAACUUUAGCUGUUGAAACAGCUUUGGUUGUUGAUUUGGGAUACAAAGAAGCAGUUUGUAUUCCAGUCUAUUGUGGUGUAGCUGUACUACAUGCUUGGCAAGCUCAACCGUUAUGUGCAUUUAGUGUCUAUGAUAAAAUACGUAAUGAGUUGACUUCACAAUUGUCUUUAGAUAUAGAACUUACUGAUGAUAUAUUAGAAAACAUUGCCGUACGAACAUGUUUUGUGACUACCUUGGAUCGAGCAAAUCAAUACAGAGAAGGAAAUUCUCCUACACCUCCACCAUCAGUAUCAUAUCCUCUUGAUGGAAGUACUAUAUUAGAAAUUCCUGGUAAGUUGAGAGAAACAGUAUAUGAAGAACUAUUUCCAGUAGACAAUGAUCACAUGGGACUCGGCAAUAUGAUACUUGAUGCUAUAAUAAAGUGUCCAAUUGACAUGCGUGUUCAGUUAGCAAAUAAUAUACUAUUAAUGGGUGGAGUUUCAAUGACUACUGGUAUUAAAUCACGACUUAAAUCAGAGCUUUUGCAUUUGGCUUCAACUGAAAAAUAUAAUAACAUACCUGCAUUAAGAGUGUUCAAAUUUCAUACAUCUCCUUCAAAACCUAAUUAUACUGCUUGGCUUGGAGGUGCUAUAUAUGGUGGCACAGACCUCGUAAACACAAGGGCAUUGACAAAGGAAAUGUAUGCCAAAAAUUCUCAUGUCCCUGAUUGGUCUAACUUAUUGGACAAUCUACCUGAGCAUAAUAAUGAAACACGAUGUAUUGGUAGCAAAUGAUUGUUAUGCAUAUCUGUAUCAAAAGUUUUAUUUAUUAUUUGCUUUAUUUAAAAUAAAGAAUUUUUUUAUAUCAAUUAUUUUUCUGAUUUACAAAAGACCAAGAAGAAGCUUUACCAUGAUCUUUU
This is a messenger RNA of Ctenocephalides felis (cat flea), 1319 nucleotides long. RefSeq names its product actin-related protein 10-like. The coding region runs from base 40 to 1194 and encodes 384 amino acids. The record is from RefSeq and is a predicted model, not a curated record. NCBI's taxonomy places the organism in Eukaryota, Metazoa, Arthropoda, Insecta, Siphonaptera, Pulicidae. Gene Ontology annotation, biological process: retrograde axonal transport of mitochondrion. The transcript has 8 exons.